Molecule: messenger RNA, 951 nt
Organism: Pararge aegeria (speckled wood butterfly)
Lineage: Eukaryota; Metazoa; Arthropoda; Insecta; Lepidoptera; Nymphalidae
Gene: Mlc-c
Product: myosin-2 essential light chain
Exons: 4
Coding region: 225-686 (153 amino acids)
Cellular component (GO): myosin II complex
Molecular function (GO): myosin heavy chain binding; calcium ion binding
Source: RefSeq, a predicted model, not a curated record
AUGGUGUGGGCAAUGCCGCCAGAAGCAGUAUCGGCUGCCACUCAGCGGGCAAGCGGGCGCGUCGCACAGUGCCCUGUGACUCAUGUCAAUCAGCGAUCUCACUGCAAGCGUCGACUUUUGCAAGCGCCCUAGUUUCCUUAUAUGGUUUGUAUUUUAAACAUUUGCGUGGAGGUCGCCCGCCGCCGCGCGACACGCAGUGCACCAAGCGACGCUGUCCGCGCGACAUGUUCUCGUACGAACCGCCCGCCAAGCUCAAGCUCACCUCCGUGGAAGAGUUCCAGGAGGCAUUCCAGCUGUUCGACUCGCGUGGCGAUGGCAAAAUACACGUGGCGCAGAUCGGGGACGCCCUGCGCGCGCUGGGGCAAAACCCUACUGAGUCGGAUGUCAAGAAGUGCACACUUCACCUGAAGCCUGAUGAGAGGAUCUCUUUUGAAGUGUUCCUGCCGAUAUACCAGGCGAUAUCGAAGGCCCGCAGCGGAGACACGGCCAACGACUUCAUUGAAGGGUUGCGACACUUUGACAAGGACGGCAACGGCUUCAUCUCCUCGGCCGAGCUACGCCACCUGCUGUCCACCCUGGGGGAGAAACUCAGUGAUGACGAGGUGGAGCAGCUGCUGCAGGGGCAGGAGGACUCGCAGGGCAACAUCAACUACGAGAACUUCGUGCACCUCAUCAUGCAGGGCUAGCCGCGCGCGCCGACUAGCAUUCACGAACCGAGCACCCGUCGGAGGGAACUGUGGUGCACAUAGUUGUAAGGGUAUUAAGUGUAACAAACGAUUCUCUAAAAUUUCCAUUUUUUAUUAUUAUUAUUCUAAUUAUUAAAAUAUAAGUGCAUAUUCCAGAGUUUAACAUAUUUUUAAGAAGUCUUAAUAUAGUCAAUUAGUUGUAUGUAUAUGUAUUGUACAAAGACAUGUUAUCGAUGACUUGAAAUAAACAUGGAUGUAAUGGUGA